Molecule: messenger RNA, 3652 nt
Organism: Haliotis rubra (blacklip abalone)
Lineage: Eukaryota; Metazoa; Mollusca; Gastropoda; Lepetellida; Haliotidae
Product: cholinesterase 1-like
Exons: 8
Coding region: 35-1801 (588 amino acids)
Molecular function (GO): cholinesterase activity
Source: RefSeq, a predicted model, not a curated record
UUGACCUAUAUGAUGGAAAUGGGAAUCGAGGGAGAUGUCAAAGUGCACUCCGAGAGAGAACAUCCUGGCAAAGUGUGGAGGUAUGGCCCUUCUACCCCACGUCACCGUCGUCAUCGUCGCAUGGCUCAGCGUCAGCGUCAUUUCCGAUGUACAUGGAUCUGAUGAUGGUCCCUUGGUCGGACUGAAACAGGGCAAGUACCGGGGUAACUACGUGACGUCGACAAAUGGCGAAUAUGUCGCCGAGUAUCUGGGCAUUCCCUUCGCCGAGCCGCCGACCGGGGACUUGCGACUGGCGAACCCCAAGCCUCGCACGCCAAACCCAGAGGAGGUGUACCACGCCAAGACGUACGGUGCCUCCUGUCCCCAAGCCAUCGACAGAGUUUUCGACAACUUCAGCGGCGCGACGAUGUGGAACCCCCCUGGCGGAGUGAUGAGCGAGGACUGCCUCUUCCUUAAUGUGUGGGUGCCGCAGAAGACCUCAGGGCAGAGCAAGACCGUUAUGGUGUGGAUCUACGGCGGCGGCUUCUACAGCGGCACCAGCAGCCUGUGGAUCUACAACGGCAAGACAGUGGCCGCUUUUAAAGACGUCAUAGUAGUUUCCUUCAACUACCGUUUGGGGGCGCUGGGCUUCCUGAGUACCGGCGAUGACCGUAUCCAAGGUAAUUUCGGUUUUAUGGACCAGGUGCUUGCCCUGAAGUGGAUCAGAGACAACAUCAAGACAUUCGGGGGAGAUCCAAACAAGGUGACCAUAGUUGGAGAGAGUGCAGGUGCGGUCAGUGUCACCUACCAUCUCCUGUCCCCCCUAAGCGAUGGACUCUUCCAGCGGGCCAUAAUACAGUCCCACGCAGCCGACUCUCUCGUUUUCAAUGACAGGGAACAAGCAAGACGCGGUGCAAUUAAAUUUUUCGAAAGAUUAAGAUGCAAAGACAAUGUUGAUAUAUUAAAAUGCUUGCGAAAAAUAAGCUUUCAAACUCUUGUAGCAAAGCAAUGGCUUCCAGACGGUAGACGCCUCCAUAAACCCACAAUAUCACCUUUCAUGCCACAACGACCGGAAGUGCUUCUUCGAGAACGAGGCUUCAAAAAGAAGGCGGUUUUGAUUGGCUCCAACAAAAACGAAGGGACGUAUUUCAUGAUAUACCGCCUGAAAUCUGUAUCCAUUAAAGAUCCUGUAAGCGGACAGACACAACAAAACAUAAAAGAAGCCAUUUCUUAUUUCCACACGGAUUUGGACGAGGAUCAAAAGGAGCGCGUAUUCAAAUACUACACUGAAAACAUCGACGAAUACGACCUCGUCGGCAACCGCAACGCUAUCGACGCUCUCAUGGGAGAUCGCUACUUCACAUGCCCUUCUACAUACGUAGCAGAGAACAACGCAGCUGUUGGCGGCGAGACGUAUUACUAUUACUACAGCCACCGUGCUUCGAUCGAAGUCUGGCCUGCUUGGAUGGGCGUCAUACAUUCAGCUGAAAUACAGUUUAUGUUCGGAAUGCCGUUGAACGACACCAGUGGAUACACAGAUAAGGAGAAGAGGUUCUCUGAGCGACUUCUGUCAUACUGGACCAACUUCGCCAAGUCAGGAAACCCAAACGGCCAUGGCAACAGUCCCUGGCCAAAGUAUACGUCCAGUAAGAAGGAAUUCCUGGAACUUGUUCUACAAGAGAAGAAGCACUCCGGAGGUCUGAGGACAGAUCAGUGCCGGUUCUGGAGUAGCUUGGUCGGCUCAGGGGGCAACAGAGGCUACGUCAGCUCCACCAGCGUCGUUGUCCUCGUGAUUGUCACCGUCUUCGGAGUGACGGCUUAAGGUUAUCACGUGAUAUACACGUGACGUAGGACAAUCAUGCAAGUUUGGCCGUAUUUUAGUGAUAGUGUACAUGAAUCACGAAUAUGUCUAGUCAGCACGAAGAAAAUGUCGGCCUUGCGACAGAACAUCGCUUUACAUUUAUGUCAUGCAUUGGCCCAACACCCAAAAACACUGAGGAAGUAUUAGGAGGAAUAUCAUUUUUUAUAGUUUAGUUCUUUUCAAAGAUAAUAUUUUACUUGAUUUAAUGAUAUUUGUGUAAGGACAUGAAGACAUCUCCGUAGAUGGUUGCAUUGCACUAUGGCCGUCUAAGUGAAAGGUGCGAGAGGUUUUGAAGCUAUUCAGAUGUCAACUUUCUAAAUUGGUUCUAUAUUUCUAUAUUUGGUAAUUUCGAUUUUUUAAAGAAAACGUCAAUGAUAUGCCUAUUUUCUUCAACAUUUAUGUCGCCAGCAGUGGAAGUACAUUCAUGUAUGUAAUAAUAUUUCGUUGAAUGAAAUGACACUUAGAUACUCAGUACUCAAAGCUGGUUACGAUUGAAUAUAUCUUUAUGUUUGGACGACAGAGCAAGUACAAACGAUUCAUAUUCCCGAUGUCCGUAACAGCUCACCCAAAACUACAUUAUGUAUUUUAGAAGAAACAUGUUUGACUAGUCAUGGGUACUUCAUUAUACAAAUCUGUAAUAUUUCAAUGUAUACUGGACAAAAUAAGUUAGGGAUAUUGGUAUUUUUAUGAUUGAUAUUUUACCAGUGUGUCAAUGAAUAAAUAUAUCAUUAUUCAUAAUUUCAAAAUUACAUAUAUCCCUAACUAUGUUUGUCUAGUAUAGAUGCUGAAUUCAACAUCAGUAUAGAAUAUGCCCAUUCUACUUUCACAAUAUUUUUGCAGGUUUGUAAAUUUGUUCCUGUUGCAAAAAGAAAUAAGAUUAGCCUAGGUGAGGAUACCGUAAACAGUUAAUAUUCCUACAUCGGUUUUAUAUACUAUGCUUAUCGUCACUACAAUAAUAAUCUGUUGGAUUUAAACAUACACUUAAAUAACAGACUUCAUUAAAAUGUGAUCUUUAAAAUGUUUUAAGUAGUUGUUACAAAAGUGAAAGACUUAUCCAUUUCACCAUUCCUUCGCUUCUGUGUUGACCAUUGAAUAUGAGAUUUUGCAGCUAUAUUUGUAAUAUAUACACAUUACUACCUUUGCUUUGGAACAGAUCUCCUUGGCGAUUCCGUAAACAAUAAAGAGCGAAAAAAAGCUUGGUGCGUGUGCAUCGAUUCCGUAAUAUAUUGAUGUGCAGCCAUUGGCCUAAACCUCUUCUGGUUAUUAAGAGUAGUAAGAAAAUAGCUCAGUGGAGUAUAGUGUGUAUUAGUGUUGGGAAUUGGUUAAAAUCUUGUAAUUGAUGAUUGGUUCAUUAUAACCGAUCAAUCAUCGAAAAUAAUUGGUUAGCGUCAUUUAUCAAAUUUUCCUGGUUAUUUUUGUUAAUGCACAAAAAAAUCAAGAAAAUCCAUGCAGUUCCUUGGGAUAUUUUUGCAAAUUGUGCAUCUUUAAAGGAUGACUAUGUUAGGAACAUAAAUUUCUUGUCGUCUUUAAAAUAAAUUCAGUUGUGACUUGGAGCGAGCAUGUCGUGUUCAUGAAAUGUAACAGACAAAACCAACCGUGUGAAAAAUAUUGUUAAUGCAAAAAGUGUUCCAGAAUUGUUUGUGUUCGAUUAUGAGAAAACAUGAUCGAAUGCUUGGUCGUUUAGUCAUUGCGACCAAUCUUCGAUUUUUUCAUUUAAUCGGACCACCACUAGUGUGUAUGUCCCCAAACCCCAUAUACUCGGUAUUUAUUUGUAUUUUUGUCUACCAUUUUUUAAUAAAUAUGACUCUAGUA